AUGGCCAAGAUGAAACGGGUUCUAAUUCUUGGAGUUAUUUGUUGCUUGUUUAUUGCGGCUGCAGCAGCAGUAGAUGAAGAGGAUGAUGUUACCAUUGACAGGGAUAUUGGAAAGAGCAGGGAAGCAUCAAGGACUGAUGAUGAAGCUGUACAAAGGGAAGAGGAAGCUAUCAGUCUGGAUGGACUGAGUGUAGCACAGAUGAAAGAGCUUCGAGAGAAGUCUGAAAAAUUUGCAUUCCAGGCUGAGGUCAAUCGCAUGAUGAAGCUCAUAAUCAACUCAUUGUACAAGAAUAAAGAGAUUUUCUUGAGGGAGUUAAUUUCGAAUGCUUCAGAUGCUCUGGAUAAGAUUCGCUUCAUCUCACUGACAGAUGAGAAUGCUUUAGCAGCAACUGAAGAACUAACGAUAAAAAUAAAGGCUGACAAGGAUAACAGAGUUCUACACAUCACUGACACAGGUAUUGGCAUGACAAAGGAUGACCUGAUAAAACAUCUGGGUACUAUUGCUAAAUCUGGAACCAGCGACUUCCUGUCUAGAAUUGGUGAAGCUAACACCUUGACAGAGACUAGUGAUCUCAUUGGGCAGUUUGGUGUCGGCUUUUACUCUGCAUUCCUGGUUGCUGACCGAGUGAUUGUGACUUCUAAACACAACGAUGAUGACCAGUACGUGUGGGAGUCUGAUGCUGAGAGCUUCAGUGUGGUCAAAGAUCCACGUGGGAACACACUGGGACGUGGUACAACUGUGAGCUUACAUUUGAAAGAGGAGGCACAGGAUUAUCUGGAGGAGCACACCCUGAGGAACUUGGUCAAGAAAUAUAGCCAGUUUAUCAAUUUCAGCAUAUAUCUCUGGAACAGUCAGCAACUAGAAGUUGAGGAACCCAUCGAUGAAGAAGAACAGAAGGCUGAAACAAAGACAGAUGAAUCAGCAGCUGAAGAUAAUGAGGAUGGGACAGUUGAAGAAGAGGAAGAAAGUAACAAGCCAAAGACAAAGAAAGUCAGGAAGACUGUGUGGGACUGGGAGCUCAUGAACAGUGUGAAGCCCAUUUGGACACGCAA
Messenger RNA from Candidula unifasciata, 1052 nucleotides. The record is from the annotation of a GenBank genome assembly. Lineage: Eukaryota; Metazoa; Mollusca; Gastropoda; Stylommatophora; Geomitridae.